This is a messenger RNA of Parasteatoda tepidariorum (common house spider), 671 nucleotides long. RefSeq lists its product as uncharacterized. Lineage: Eukaryota; Metazoa; Arthropoda; Arachnida; Araneae; Theridiidae. The record is from RefSeq and is a predicted model, not a curated record.
UAAUUUAAAAAGCUUAAACAAUUCUACAUUGUGAUAUUUUUUUAUGAAUACAUUGUAUACAUCACAGUAGUAUUCAAAACUAAAACUCUAUAAAACGCAAUAAACAUUUUCCCUUUUUCCUCAGUUUUGUCAAAAUAACUGAAAAAAGAUGAAGAGCCUGUGCUUGAUUCUUGCAAUUGCCUUACUUUCUUUUGCGGCAGCUAAUGAUCAUAAGGAAAUUUGGCAGAACGCUUUAUGCAAAUUGGACGAAGAGCUCUUGGAUGGUACUGAAAAGUGCUUUGUGUUGGAAGCCGAAGAAAUUCAAACUGCUGCAAAAGAAUGCAUGACGACACUUUCUCCAUCCUCCAGUGACGACAUAAAGCAAUUCACUAAAGAAGCUUGCGAAGAUAGAGCUAUCUUUGACAAAUUGGAAGAAUGUAUUGACGGCAAGGGUUUUAAAGAUGACAAAGAAAAUAAACCAGACGAAGCAAUCACUUGCUAUCAAGAAUUAUUCAAGAAGCAUGGCUUAACCGAAAUGGAAGAUUUAUUCAUGAGGAAGUAAUUAUAAAGAAAACUGUACGAAUUGCAGCGUUUGAAAAUGCAGCUGUUUACCUUGUUUUUGCGGUCUCUGUAUCGAAAUGUGCUUGCUUGAAUAAAACUUUAUUUACAUAAUAAAAAAUCCUUAAUUAUUA